CGGCGAUGGUGGCUAUGGUGACAUGGAACGGGAAGCCGAAUUCGAUUUACAGGAGGAAAAUGAUUGGCAGGAAGACGAGGAAGAUGUGUACAUGGAAAGAGACACAAACUACCAAUUUUUUGACAACAUAUCGUUGCAGGAAGGACUUCGUUAUGUUGCCGUAACGAAAAAUCUGUCCCGAUCUACGGUCAACAUGAUUCUGGGUCUGUUGCGAAGAAAGCUGAAGCUCUGCCUUCCUGCUGACGCUCGAACCCUCUUAAAAACGUCCACCAAGGUCGGGAUGGAAAUCCAACCAAUCUUGGGUGGGCAGUUUUGGUAUCAGGGCAUAGAGACCGUGAUAAGAGAACAUUUUGGGUUUUCAUCGAUGGAUUACCCCUUUACAAGAGUUCGGCAAGGCAGUUAUGGCCGAUUCUAUUUAAGGUAGAGGAACUACCAGAUGCACCGGUGAUGCAUGCCGGUGUAUUUUGUGGAUUCACAAAA
This is a messenger RNA of Anopheles coluzzii, 480 nucleotides long. RefSeq lists its product as uncharacterized. The record is from RefSeq and is a predicted model, not a curated record. The coding region runs from base 23 to 424 and encodes 133 amino acids. NCBI's taxonomy places the organism in Eukaryota, Metazoa, Arthropoda, Insecta, Diptera, Culicidae. The transcript is spliced from 2 exons.